Messenger RNA from Chelonus insularis, 1333 nucleotides. RefSeq lists its product as uncharacterized. The record is from RefSeq and is a predicted model, not a curated record. The transcript has 2 exons. The coding region runs from base 890 to 1333 and encodes 147 amino acids. NCBI's taxonomy places the organism in Eukaryota, Metazoa, Arthropoda, Insecta, Hymenoptera, Braconidae.
UUGGCUCUGGAGAAUGUCAAUAAAUUGGAGCAUGGGUAUAAGACCAAUUUCAGUUCGUUAAUAUAUAUACAUAUAUAUGAACAAGUAUAGAGGGUAGUUUGGUAAUAACAGGGUGUGCGCAUUGAAAUAAACAGAAACUGAGCUUGCGCAAAAUGAAUUUAAGCUCUCGAUUGCUGUCCAGUCUUUGCAUGUUCAUCUAUGAGAACAUAAACAUGUAUUCGAGGGAAUGUCACGGACUUAAAAAGGUUGAAAUGCUUGAAAUCAAUGGAAAGACAGCUGUUGAGCAUUAUUUAGUCUCUGCACGCAAAGAAAACGUUUGGUCGAUGACCGUAAAUAAUUGUUUAGAAUUAACAAAAUGAUAAACAGGCUUUAUGAUGAAUUAGAUGCUAUUUAUAUUAGUUCAUUGGUCAAAAUUGCAGCUGUGAUGAUGAUUAAUUAAACUAUAAAUAAGUUUUGGGGUAACUUGUCAAAAUAAAGUUGAAUUGUAGGUCAAACAAAAAAUAAAAUCGAUAAUCGUACGUGACACAACAGCUUACUUCGUUUUAUAUACUCGUUAACUUUUUUUUUAACUGAAUAGACAUCGACAAACAGACGGUACCAUGCUUCCUAUCCAUGAGCGCGAGUCACGAGCUAUAUUUCAAAUUCACCGCUCCCAGUUUUGCGCUUUCACAGUUCAAGAGCGCACUUUUAACUGCUCUCAUAAAAAUUAAUUAAUUCAAUGACAAUUUUAUUUUUUAUAAUAUAUUACAAUCAAAUCUGUUGAAUAAUUAGGUUGCUUGAUAAAUUUUAAUAUCUGUUUGUUGAUGAUAUUAAAUUUCUAGUUUUUUUUUUUAAAUUCAAUACAGUUCUUCGUGACAAUUUUCUUGAUCACAAUUUUCUAUAAGUUGCUAUGACACAUAUAAAUUCCAAUGAAAAAUGGAUUCAUCAAGAGAAGGUACAAAAAAUGGCUUCAAAAAAAGAGAAAUUGGCGCAAUCAGAAGCCAAUGAAGAAAAUGAAAAAAAUUCGAGGCCAAGAAAAUACAAAAAUAAUUUAAUGAAACAAUAUCCAGAAUUAUUUAGAAGUGAUGUUUCUAUUCAUCCAAGUUAUACUGGUCUACUAAAUUUACCCUAUUAUGUAGUUUGUCGAAGACGAAUCCAAAAAUUAAAGAAACAGAUUAAUCGACGAAUGAAUCAAGAAAUUAUGCACAUGGCAAUGAUGCAAUCUCACGCAUUAGCAAGUGUCAGGAUUGAUAGACUUUUCAAUGUCGGUUUCCCUCAAGAAGCAUUACAUGUACCAGAUUUUGCUACGGAUAAAGAAAGACGUCGGAUAAGACAACUUUUAAAUGAAAGAUAA